UCUGAAAACCAACUGCAAAAUCAUAAGUUUUAAACUUGAAAGAAGAAAUUGGAAAACGAAGUCUACGGGAAGCUUCCCUCGCAACUCUGUCUUUCUCUCGUGGACUCGAAUUUCUAACCAACUCAUAACUUGUGUACGCGUCUGCUUUUCUCCUUCUGAAAUCAGAGUUCAAACUGAAAAAUAAUUCUAUAAGAGAAAGAAAUCAAUCAUAUUACUGGACCAUCAACAUAUUGUGGCACUUGUGGUUCACACCAUUGUUCAUGUUCCCUUAAUAUGAGGUUUUUUCUUCCUUUGCUCUUGCUCUGAUUGAAGCUGGAGUUAUGGAUCACUACCGUGAGAAGUUCGUGAGAUUUCAAGAUUCGAGAUCAGAAAAAGGUUUUAGUGAGCAAUCUUCGUCUAGUGGUGGAAUACAUCCGAGCAGACUGAAUUCUGUAGUAUACUCAAUUUCAGACAAGUUUCAUAGAGGUGUAGAAGCUGGAUCUGAUAGAAUCAGGAGGUUCAAGGGAUCAAUAAGAUCUUUCUCUUUGAAGAGGCUUUUGAUAGAUGAUGAGGGACCUAGGAGGAAAAUUCUUGAUCCUCAAGGACCAUUUCUUCAGAAAUGGAACAAGAUUUUCGUGUUGUCUUGUCUGAUAGCUAUCUCCUUGGAUCCCUUGUUUUUCUACAUUCCAAUUAUCAAUGGGGAAAAGAAAUGCCUUGAUUUGGACAAGAAAUUGGAGAUUGCUGCUAGCAUUCUACGAUCUUUUACGGAUAUCUUUUAUCUCACACAUAUUAUUUUCCAAUUUCGUACGGGUUUCAUUGAUCCUUAUUCACGUGUAUUUGGAAGAGGAGUCCUAGUUGAAGAUACCUGGAAAAUAGCAAAAAGAUAUCUGACAUCAUACUUUAUAAUUGAUAUUCUCGCAGUUCUUCCACUUCCGCAGAUUGCAAUUCUCAUCAUCAUUCCAAAGAUGAAAGGAGCAAGAUCUUUGAACACCAAGAAUUUGUUGAAAUUUGUGGUUUUAUUUCAAUAUAUACCAAGGGUUCUCCGGGUCUAUCCUCUCUAUAAAGAAGUCACAAGAACUUCUGGCAUUCUUACUGAAACAGCAUGGGCUGGAGCUGCCUUCAACCUUUUCCUUUACAUGCUUGCCAGUCAUGUGCUUGGAGCCUUUUGGUAUUUGUUUUCAAUAGAACGUGACACUACGUGCUGGAUAAGAGCUUGUGGAGAUCAAUCUGCAUGUAGAAAUGCUUCGUUUUAUUGUGACGCCGACCAUGCAAGAUUCGCAGAAAAUCUGACUAAGUUGUGCCCUAUACAGCCUCCUAAUACAACACUUUUUGACUUUGGGAUAUUCCUUGAUGCUCUUCAAUCCGGUGUUGUCGAAUCAAAAGACUUCCCUCAGAAGUUAUUUUAUUGUUUCUGGUGGGGUCUGCAGAAUUUAAGUUCCCUUGGUCAGAACCUUCACACAAGUACUUAUGUCUGGGAAAUUUGCUUUGCAGUUUUUAUAUCUAUAUCCGGCUUGGUGCUAUUUUCGUUUCUGAUUGGAAAUAUGCAGACUUAUCUGCAGUCUACAACUCUAAGGUUAGAAGAGAUGAGGGUGAAAAGGCGAGAUGCAGAGCAGUGGAUGUCGCACCGUUUACUCUCAAAUAAUUUAAAGGAACGAAUCACAAGAUACGAGCAUUAUAAAUGGCAGGAAACUAGGGGUGUUGAUGAAGAGAAUCUUAUCCGGAAUCUUCCUAAGGACCUUAGAAGAGACAUAAAGCGACAUCUCUGUCUGGAUUUACUUAAGAGGGUGCCACUAUUCGAGAAAAUGGAUGAACAGCUGCUCGAUGCAAUGUGCGACUGCCUGAAACCAGUUCUUUACACUGAGCACAGUUACAUAGUGCGAGAGGGCGAUCCAGUUGACGAGAUGCUAUUCAUCAUGCGUGGCAAAUUGUUCACUGUGACAACUAAUGGAGGAAGGACCGGGUUUUUCAACUCUGAGUAUCUGAAAGCAGGUGACUUUUGUGGCGAAGAACUCUUAACUUGGGCUCUGGACCCUCAUUCAUCGUCUAAUCUCCCCAUCUCCACUAGAACCGUACAAGCCCUUUCAGAAGUCGAAGCAUUUGCUUUGAUGGCUCAUGAUUUGAAGUUUGUGGCGUCCCAGUUCCGACGUUUACACAGUAAACAGCUACGCCAUACUUUCAGAUUCUACUCACAGCAGUGGAGAACCUGGGCAGCUUGCUUUAUACAAGCAGCAUGGCGCCGGUAUUCUAGGAAGAAACUCGAGGAGUCUCUUUGCGAAGAAGAAAAUCGGUUGCAAGAUGCUUUGGCCAAGGGUGGGAGUGGCUCGCCAAGUCUGGGCGCAACCAUCUACGCCUCCAGAUUUGCAGCGAAUGCGCUUCGUGCAUUGAGACGAAAUGGUACGAGAAAGACUAGGAUGCCCGAGAGGAUAUCACCAAUGCUGCUUCAGAAGCCAGCAGAACCAGAUUUUACUGCUGAAGACAAAUGAAUCAUUCUUACAUGUAAUUGUAAUAUAUGUAGCUUUUAUUGUUUUGUAAUCAUGAAAUAUGAAUGUAUCUUGGUUGCUUCUACACAGCUUUCCAUUUUUUUCCA
This is a messenger RNA of Salvia splendens (bonfire salvia), 2566 nucleotides long. RefSeq names its product cyclic nucleotide-gated ion channel 1. The transcript has 8 exons. Gene Ontology annotation, molecular function: monoatomic ion channel activity. Gene Ontology annotation, cellular component: membrane. The coding region runs from base 321 to 2462 and encodes 713 amino acids. Gene Ontology annotation, biological process: monoatomic ion transport; transmembrane transport. The record is from RefSeq and is a predicted model, not a curated record. Lineage: Eukaryota; Viridiplantae; Streptophyta; Magnoliopsida; Lamiales; Lamiaceae.